Molecule: messenger RNA, 897 nt
Organism: Mycetomoellerius zeteki
Lineage: Eukaryota; Metazoa; Arthropoda; Insecta; Hymenoptera; Formicidae
Exons: 2
Coding region: 89-733 (214 amino acids)
Source: RefSeq, a predicted model, not a curated record
UAGUUUCGUGUAUAAAAGACAGCGGCAAAAAUUGUCAAGCAUCAAUUGCGAGAUCACAAGUAGAAGUGCUAUUGGCAACAUUUCAAAGAUGAAAUUCGCAUUAGCACUGUUAGCCCUCGUGGCUACAGCCUCCGCCUUUGAGAUCCCCAAUUUCGGCAAAGGUGAACUCCGUCAUGACAUCCAAGAUUUCAUAGACCUCGUACCCGUCGAGAAAGUAGUCCAAAUCACUCUUCAAUACUUCACCGAGGAUAAAGACUUCCAGAGAAUGAUCGAAUACUUCCGAUCUGAAGGAUUUAAACAGCUGGUCAAAGACGUAGAAGAUCUGCCUGAGAUUAAAAUUUUAAUGGAUUACGUCCAUAAUGCCGGUAUCGACAUUUACAAGAUGGUGAACCAAUUGAACUCCGCUCUCAAGCUCCCCCCUCUUACCGCGCCCUCAUAUAUCGUCAGCACAUACAUUACCGGUGGAAUUAAGGGAUUUAUUCAAGACAUUUUGAACGUUUUGCCUCGACAACAGCUUAAGGAUUUGUACGAGAAGAAACUGACGGACUCUAAGGCAUUCGCCGAGUUCAUCACACAAUUGAAAUCCGAGAAUUUCCAGCAAAUCGUCAACAAGGUAUACGCUCAUGUUAAAUUCCAGGAGCUCUUGACACAUGCUAGGAAUGAAGGCAUUGAUCUCAUAGCCAUCAAGGAAGUGUUUGAGACUCUCUGGGGCAUUAAAGUUCCCGUUUACUAAUUAUCAGGAACAUCAGCGCUACAAUGAAGUAAUUUUUUGUUAUCACAAUUAUGUCAAUAGUAUUUUCAAAAUUACUAUCUCAUAAAUGUUAAGAACUAUCCGGUUACGUAAUGUUAUAUGCUUCACUUGUGCAAAGUAAUAAAUAAAAAUCUCGUAUUGCAUUA